Molecule: messenger RNA, 1695 nt
Organism: Ramularia collo-cygni
Lineage: Eukaryota; Fungi; Ascomycota; Dothideomycetes; Mycosphaerellales; Mycosphaerellaceae
Exons: 3
Coding region: 1-1695 (564 amino acids)
Biological process (GO): secondary metabolic process
Molecular function (GO): CoA-ligase activity
Source: RefSeq, a predicted model, not a curated record
AUGCUGGCCCAAUAUCUGCUUGGAAAGUUCCGUGCUCUCGUCCGGCUGCUCAUCCAAUGCGUUUCACCACGACAAGUGAAGUUGGAGACAGCAACGUACCUACGAGGGUCCAAGACGAGCGAGCUCGACGAUGAAGAUCAUAACGUGGUUGAAUGGGCAUUCUCGGGUGCAUAUGACGGAGACAAGCCCAUACUCAUAGACGCCGAGAAUCCCGCUCGGAGUCUUUCCAAAAACAAAUCCCUUGAUCUGGUGACUCGUCUUUCCGGCUCCUUCGAACCGGGAAGCACCGUUUGUCUUCACCUCCAGAAUAAUAUCCUCUAUCCCAUACUUGUUCUGGCGAUCCUUGCAACGGGUUGUAAAUGGACGGGAACGAAUCCUGCAUGCACUCGAUCCGAACUGGAAGACCAUCUACGAGUAUCACGAUCCAAGUACAUUAUCACUUCCGAGGAUCACGAGGAUAUGGUCUUCGAUGUGCUCUGCCGCAUGGACGAGGAUAUUGAGCUCAUUCUAUUCAGCGAUGUUACAGUUGAGCGACCUCCAAGUAAGGAUGGAAAGCACCCAACCCUACACGACCUCCUUGCCAACUCUACAUUUUUGCCGCUUGAGAGUCGAUAUCAAAGAUUAUCAGCGAGAACAGCGGCAACUUUGAUGGCCAGCUCCGGCACAACGGGACUUCCAAAGAUGGCAAUCCGCGCACACGGCGCUCUGGUUUGUGAGUCUCGCUCCGACGAGUUACAAGACGCUCACAAGCCCUAUAAAAUCCGCAGGCUGUUUUGUACGCCCAUGUUCCAUGCCUACUCCUUUCCAAAGAUGGUCAUCAACCCUCUCCGUCAAGGACAACCAACAUACUACAUGCAACGCUUUGAUGACACCUUCAUACAGAAACUGUCGCUGUAUAGUAUCACAGACAUCAUUACCGUCCCUCCAAUCUUAUCCCGCCUGGUCGAUCAGGCAAGAGGAGGAGAUGCGAAACCACUGCUACAAAGUCUACGGACGAUCAUCUGUGCCGGAGCUCCGUUGACUGUGAAGCUUCGAGAUGAGUUCAUUCAGCUCUUCUCAAAUCCCCCACAACUUAUUCAAGAGUGGGGAAUGACAGAGUGCGGGUGUAUUUCAAGGGCAGGAGAUUUGGACGCAGACAUGCCUACAACGGUUGGGCGGCCUGUGGCUGGCUAUUUGGUCAAGAUCAGCCAGGAGGAACGGGUAGAGAUUCCCGGUGGAGGCUUUGCGAGUGAACUCCUUGUCAAAGGACCACAACUCAUGGAUUGCUACCUGGGUGAUGACUCUGCCACGGCUAGUCAUGUAACUUCCGACGGCUGGUACAAGACGGGCGACGUGGGAUAUCUCGACGCGAGAGGAAGAAUCUUCCUGGUUGACCGUGCAAAGGAUAUCAUCAAGGUAAAUGGCUGGCAAGUUUCGGCAGCGGAGCUGGAGAAGACGGUACUGCAAGUGCCGGGGGUCAUGGACGCCGCUGCGUUGUCCAUGGGUCACAGCCUGGACGAGCAUCCGUACAUUUGUGUCGUCAGGACUGACCACGGAGUCUCCGAAAAGGAGAUAAGAGAAGUCCUGCGGAGUCAACUGUCUCGUUACAAAGGAUCGAGAUGCGAGUUGCAGUUUGUGGAUGGUCUUCCUCGCGCUGCAAGCGGGAAACUUCUUCGCAGGAAGCUCAAAGCUCAGUUGACACAUCGAGAGAAGUAG